Molecule: messenger RNA, 1284 nt
Organism: Coregonus clupeaformis (lake whitefish)
Lineage: Eukaryota; Metazoa; Chordata; Actinopteri; Salmoniformes; Salmonidae
Gene: tmem243b
Product: transmembrane protein 243, mitochondrial b
Exons: 5
Coding region: 469-846 (125 amino acids)
Source: RefSeq, a predicted model, not a curated record
UGUGUGUGUUAUAAGGGUCCUCUGAUGAAUGUUUCAUUGUGGAUCCAGAUGAAGUAUUGAAGCGUGUGAGAGGGGAUUUGGGACGGAGGCUAUCACACCCUCAUCAUGUGAUGUUAGUAUGAGGACUGGGAUUACCGUAAAAAAAAUACUUAAACUCUGACCCCCUGACGUGGUUAAUCACAUACCAGUACACUAACUAUGAUUCACAUAUACCAGUACUCCAACUGAAACACAGAGCUGCUAAGGACAUAUUCUGCUGCAUGACAUUCAUGGUUAUUCUAUAAACAUACAUUUCUAUAUGAAUGUUCUGUAAAGUUGCAUCUUCCUGGAUACUCCUGUGGGUGAUAUGGGGCCCAGUUAGAGUGGAUUGAGAGCUGAACUGGUAUGGCAGUUAGCAGGAAGGCCUGCCCCUGUGGAGGUGCUAGCAUGCAGUUCCUCUGUGUGUCCAUGAGGUGGAGCUGCUGAGCCAUGGAUGACUUCACUACCAAUGACUUCACCACCAGAACAUAUGGCACCAGCGGCCUUGACAACAGACCUCUGUUUGGAGAAACCUCUGCUCGGGACAGAGCCAUUAACCUGCUGGUCGGAGGACUGAUAUCCCUGCUAGUUCUAGUAACAGUGAUCAGUUCAUUCCUGUUCCCCUCGUUGCCUCCCUGGCCGCUCAACGUCUUCUUGGCUUUCUGUAUCCUGCUGACCUGCGGCUCGGCCAUGGUGCUGAUUGUCUGGUACCGGCAGGGGGACUUGGAGCCGAAGUUCAGGAAGUUAAUAUACUACAUGCUGGCCUCCAUCAUGCUGCUGUGUCUCUGUGCCAACCUGUACUUCCACGACGUGGGUAGAGGGACGUGAGACUGGACAUGCCUUAGUCACCCUCACUGCCACACAUGGUCACUGACUGGACUAGUGGGACCAGGAGGACCAGGAGGAUGGUUGACCUGCCCAGGACCAGUUCCGGGAAGGGGGGGGGGCACAUUCCACACAAGCACAAAAAGGACAGACGGUUUCCAGACUAGUGACUGUCCACCAAUCGUAGUCAAGUGACUGUUUCUACUCCACCAAUCAAAGGCGCUGCACAGAUCAUCUGACCACUCAGCUCUGCACAGCAAAGACCUUAGGAUGGUUCAGACAAUUUGUUUCUUUUUUAUUUAAUAUUUUAUGCAAUAAAUAAUCCUGUCCUGUCUGGCCUGUGAGUUGUUGUCCUGCACCUCUGUCAUAAAUAAUCCUGUCCUGUCUGGCCUGUGAGUUGUUGUCCUGCACCUCUGUCAUAAACCUUGUUUAUACCUGGCG